AUUUCAAGGUUGUUCGGCGGCUCCUUCAAGUCUCGCCGAAUUUUCAAGGUUCUGCAUAAGACACUAAAUGUUACUUUUAAAAUCACUCACCUAAAGCGUCAAAGUAUAGAAUAACCGUCUUUGGGAUUACGCAAAUUUACGAAUUUGGAAUUUUCCGUCACGUAGUAGUCCUAGGAAGCCGUCUAGAUAACGUUCAACAAGUUCUGUUUUGUUCCAAUAUUAGCUUCUAAUGUAUUUUUAUGUUGUAGGUUCUACCCUACCAUUUAUUUGCCUAUUUAGACGUGGUCCAUCACUAAUAUCUGUGGUAUCCUCAUCUUUUUCAUACCCCGUAAGUGGAUAAUUGUCUUGCACCGUGCAAGACAUGAUGAUGGUAUUUUACAACAGAGCUGGCAGUUUACCCACGAAUAUGAAUCAUAUAUAUUAUUAGCUAGUUUUAUGAUAUUAACGUUUUUAUUUGCGUAAGCUGUUUAUCCGAAAGCAGAAACUUAAACGGGUAUGCGGAGACAUGAUCUCUAAACCUUUCAUGGAAUAUUUCUAUUCACAAAACAAAGAAAUAAUGUUAGGGGUUACAUUAUUACGGUAGUUGUUUUCUCGUCAUCCUGAAGCUGGUAUGAGUAAUAAAGACACUGGAAUAUUAAAGUAUCAUGGUAGCACUAGUCAUAGAAAGCUGCAUUAAUAGUGACACAAAAGCUUAUGAGACCAGCUGUAUGAUAAAUGUGGAUGAGAUGUGCUAUUCAGAUCUAAAGAGAAAUGGGAUCAACAGGGUUUAAACUUUCAAUCUUAGAAAUAAUGUCACGAUUUGAACUGCUUUCAACAUCAUUAGACAACUAGACUAGUCUGUGUAUAUCAGACGAGUACUUCUCACUGUUGGCUUCAUUUAUAAUUGUUUUAUUUUUCAGCUGUGAAAACUAAUCUCUUCAUAACAGGAAAUCCUAUGUAAUUGGGUAACCAAUUAAAAUGCCAUUCCAUUAUUACUCAUUUCAAAUUCGUUGUGCGCACUGGUUAUUAGCUCGAAUCAGUCUCUUUCAGUCAGUUUGCCUGUUAUUAUGGUUAGGCGAGCGAGCUUAUCAUGAAACAGAGCCACCUAUACAUCCAUGGAUAGUUUAUACGUAUAUUGGCUCUGGUUUGAUCGCAUCAACUGGAAUAACGAGUCGUUUCUUAACACGUUUAUCAUUAACCAUAAUCCUCUUAAGUCAGUUGUACAUAACAUAUGUGUUUUGUUUAGAAAAACGUUUAGGGUAUUCAAAAUGUAUCCGUGCACGUAUUAGUUUAAGAUGUUUGACUACUAUUGGUGUAUAUUUUCGACUGCUUGGAGUGAAUGGCUAUAAUGAUAAACGAAAACAGACAGAUUCACACAAUAACGAUAACCAGGUUGAUCAAUUACACAAAAUCAAGCCUACUACAAGUGUUUAUGCUUUCGGCUUAACUAUAAUGUCUGUAUCAUUAUGUUUAUUAAGUAUAUUCUGUAUACCUGUAGAAAUAUUCCAACUAGAUAGAGAUAUUCAAUUGACAGAAAUUAAUUCAACAUUAAUUCUAUCAAUGGACAAUUAUAUAUCUAAAUUAUUAAGUCUAAUUUUAGGUAUAUGCUUGUUAACAGCUGGUAUCAUCUACUCAAUUCCUGUAAUUAUACAUGAUCAAUUUCUAUUAAAUAAUACAUUUUCUUAUAAAAAUUAUUUAUUCCAAUUUGCUGAUUAUCUUAUUGGCUUUUCAUUUUUAAUAUUAUCUUUAAUUCGUGAUUGUAAUUUUAAUUAUUGGCAUAUUAAAGGAUGUGAAUUUUGGUUAGAAAUACGUGUACUUCUAGAGAAUAUUACUAUUCUCUUAGGUAUUUUUGUGAUAAAUGAUUUGCUUAUUAACAAUAGUGUGAAUAGCCUAAAUGAGAAAUAUUUAAAAACAUUGAAAGUGAAUAGUAAAUCAUUAAAAAGUCAAUAGAUUUAUGUAAAUAAAAGGAUUUUCCACUUUGUC
This is a messenger RNA of Schistosoma curassoni, 1962 nucleotides long. Lineage: Eukaryota; Metazoa; Platyhelminthes; Trematoda; Strigeidida; Schistosomatidae. The record is from the annotation of a GenBank genome assembly.